AAAUGGCAGCAGCUGAAGGCACAUCUCAAGACAUCAACAGAACGCCAACAACAUUUCACGUGAAGAAGAGUCUGAAGCUUAAACAACUAAAGCGCAGAGGUAAGAACAAAAGAAAAUCUUCAAAGCCAGCUGCUGCAGCUUCUGUGGAUGUGAUGUUAGAGUAAAAUGAUGAGCAACUCAAUCCUUGUACUAUUUCUGAGAGGAGACAGUGUAAAGAUUGUUUUGCUUAGGAGAAUAUUAUUGAUCCCUCGAUAGCUUGUAACAUGAUAAAGCACCUUUCUAUCUCUUCUAUUAUUUGAUCCAUAACUUUACAGUA
Messenger RNA from Corylus avellana, 316 nucleotides. The record is from RefSeq and is a predicted model, not a curated record. Lineage: Eukaryota; Viridiplantae; Streptophyta; Magnoliopsida; Fagales; Betulaceae.